Molecule: messenger RNA, 955 nt
Organism: Chenopodium quinoa (quinoa)
Lineage: Eukaryota; Viridiplantae; Streptophyta; Magnoliopsida; Caryophyllales; Amaranthaceae
Product: high mobility group B protein 7-like
Exons: 8
Coding region: 117-746 (209 amino acids)
Source: RefSeq, a predicted model, not a curated record
CUCCACUUGAAUAGAAUUCCAUUAUAAACCAAGUCUUCAUUUUCUCAGAUCUCACCAUCUUUCAUAUCUCUGUUUCUCUCUCUAGAAAGAAGAAGAAGUUAGUUUGAGCAGCAAAAAUGGCAGGUGGAUCGACAAGCAGCAACCCGCCCAAGCAGAGGAAGAGAGUUGAAGCUGAGUCUCCUGAUGCCGAGUCUUCGCCUUCUGCUACUCUUUCUCUUAAGCGUGCUAAGGAUGGCAGCGCUUUCUCUCGCUGUGAGGAAUGCAACAGCAGUGUGCCAGUAGCUCUUAUUGAUAUGCAUAACUGCAGCAUUGAGGCUAAAAUCAAGAUGAGCCUUGAUGCGACUGUUGUUGAAAAGCCGGCUGAGGUUAAGAAGAAGCCAGUUGAGAGGAAGAAGCCAUCAUCGUCUGCAGCAGGUUCUGAGUCUAAGUCAAAGAAGAGAAAGCUUAGCAAAGUGAAGGAUCCUAACAUGCCAAAGCGCCCCAUGAGUGGCUACUUUGUUUUCAUGGAGGAAUUCCGAAAGGUGUACAAGGAGGAGCAUCCCGAGUCCAAGGGUGUGAAGGAGGUUGCCAAGGAAGCUGGCGCAAAAUGGAAGUCCAUGACUGAUGAGGAGAAGAAGCCAUAUCUGGAUAAAGCUGCUGAGCUCAAAGUGGAGUAUGAGAAAGCCAUGGAGGCUUACAAUGCCGAUAACAAUGCAGAGGAACCUGAGGAUCUUCAAGCUGAAGAACUCUGUGAUGAAGAUGCAUAAGUGUUUUGACAUGAUGUUUAGAGGCUUCCAGAAGUAGGUCUUUUUUUGGGAUGGUGAUUGUUAUGGGUAGCUUGUAAAUUUGGGUGUUGUUUAUGGCUAGGAAAGUAUACAAGUAGUUUAUGAAUCUUUUUUAAAACAGUGAUGUUUCCUCUUAUUGAUGUUAUGCUGAACGAUGAUCAUCAAUGAAAUGUUCAUGCUUUUUCAGUCCA